Molecule: messenger RNA, 1206 nt
Organism: Anisakis simplex (herring worm)
Lineage: Eukaryota; Metazoa; Nematoda; Chromadorea; Rhabditida; Anisakidae
Source: the annotation of a GenBank genome assembly
AUGUCCGAUUCGAGAGUGCCAAAUCGUCGAGCACAACAUCGAAAACUCAGCGAAUCUCGUGGUGUUAAACUACCCGAUAUCGCUAUAGCACCGAAGGUGUUGAAUGACAAAUUUGAUGUAUCGAAAUUGAAAAACACCACAGAGAAGCAACUCAACGUUAGCGGUGAGCAGAAAGCGAGUAAACGCAAACAAGUCUAUUACUCAGAUCAGAUCCAGUUGGAGUCCGGAGGGUCCGAAAGCCGUUCACAAUCAGCCUCACCAAACUCUCCACCUCUUACAAGUUCACCUGUGGGAUAUGCCAUAAGUGCAUGCCGAGGAGCAAUAGCGAUUCGUCAUCGCGCAGAAAAUAUUACGUACACCCAAAAUUUCAGGCAUCCCGGCGGCUUAUUGUCUAGCAGUCAACUAGAACCUCCAAAAGCAACGCGUCACACUCGUGAUACACCCUCUGAAACACCAACUGUAACUUCGCUGGACGAUGCACUGGAUAUAACGGUGUUUUGGCCGGACAAUCGAGGAUGUCAGCUACCACUUAUCAAUGGUAAAUUAGCAAAGGCUUCGGACAUAAUCGAUAUUUUGGCUGAAUAUUAUAGCAUCGAUGCACCACUUCUGCAUGAAACGUGUGCGCUCUGGAUGGUCUCAGAUCUGUUAGAGGUACAACUGAAAGCACAUCAUAUUCCAUAUGAGAUACGCAACAGUUGGGAAGUGCUUCUGAGACGCUUCGCACACUUGGAGCCUGACGAUCAUGUGGCUGGUGAUGAGCCACUUCUGGUCCUGAAACGGAACGUUUUGCUGUCGGUCGAACGUGAAAUUGAAAUAGAGAAUGAUAAUAACGAGUUUCUGACGGAAAUUCUCUAUGUGAGCGCAAAAGAGGAGAUUCUUCGAGGCCGUUACCUGUGUGACCUUGAUACGGCCAUACAUUUCGCUGCUCUACAACUGGCCAUCGAGUACGGACCGUAUGAACUGAGCGAGAAAGAUCUUGACUGGCUCAGGUAUACUGAUUCAUUUUGUGGCUACUCUGUGAUUUUAGAGCAGUCAAGAGACGAUAUUCCAGCGUUUUUCCCCGUCCAGCAUCGACAUUCCGUAAAAUCUGUCUAUUUGUUUGGGUUUCCGGUAGUGGGUUGCAAAGGGCUCGAGAACGAUAUCCUCGAAGAAUAUCAACAAGUUUCGAAGAAAUUCGGUAGUAAUCACGAGAGGCGAAAAGAGUAC